Molecule: messenger RNA, 5100 nt
Organism: Acipenser ruthenus (sterlet)
Lineage: Eukaryota; Metazoa; Chordata; Actinopteri; Acipenseriformes; Acipenseridae
Product: leucine-rich repeat-containing G-protein coupled receptor 6-like
Exons: 18
Coding region: 281-3145 (954 amino acids)
Biological process (GO): G protein-coupled receptor signaling pathway
Cellular component (GO): membrane
Molecular function (GO): protein binding; G protein-coupled receptor activity; protein-hormone receptor activity
Source: RefSeq, a predicted model, not a curated record
AUCAAUAGGUAAAUGUCUCAAUGUGGGAAAAAGAGACACAGAGUGAAGGAAGGAGGCACAGGGAGAGGCUGACAUGAGCAGUGAACUGUGAGAGCGGCUCACGGGAUAUCCCAACUGAUACACAGAUACAGACAGAGACAGAAGCAAGCACACACGCACACACACACACACACACGCACACACACACGCACACACACACGCGCACACACACGCGCACACACACACACGCUCACACACAGCUGCUCUUCCAUUCACAAACCUCAUUAAGAGAGGGAUCGACAUGCUGCUGGCUUGCCUGCUUCUCCGGUUUGUGGGCAGUGUUUUGGGCUACGGACCCCAGGAGCUUGCCUCGACACCAGUCUGCCCACCAGCGUGCCAGUGUGAGCAGGAUGGCAUCCUGGUCCUUGUGGAUUGUUCGGAGCUCGGGCUGUCCGCAGUGCCCAGCGACCUCCACCUUCUGACAUCCUACCUGGAUCUCAGUAUGAACAACAUCAGUGAGCUGCAGCCCAACGCCUUUCACAACCUGCCCUUCCUGGAAGAGCUCCGUAUGUCGGGUAACCACCUGAGACACAUCCCCAGCCUCGUAUUCACUGGCCUCCACAACCUCAAAGUGCUAAUGUUACAGAACAACCAGCUCCAGCGGCUCCCCAGCGAGACCUUGUGGGAUCUGCCAAACCUCCAGUCCCUGCGCCUGGAUGCUAACCUGAUCUCGGAGGUGCCCGAGAGGGCUUUCGCAGGGCUGCGCUCGCUGAGACACCUGUGGCUGGAUGACAACGCCCUGUCUGAGAUCCCUGUGCGCGCCCUCAAUAACCUGCACACCCUGCAGGCCAUGACACUGGCCCUGAACCAAAUCAGCCACAUCCCUGACGGAGCCUUCCGCAACCUCUCCAGCCUCGUGGUGCUGCAUCUUCACAACAACAGGAUCCAGUCACUGGGACAGAACUGCUUUGAAGGACUGCAGAGCCUGGAGACCCUAGAUCUGAACUACAAUGAUCUUCAGGAGUUUCCAGUGGCCAUCCGAACCCUGGCCAAGCUUCAGGAGCUGGGAUUUCACAACAACAACAUCAAAGCCAUUCCUGAGAGGGCGUUUGUGGGCAAUCCGCUCCUGCAGACCAUACAUUUUUAUGAGAACCCCAUCCAGUUUGUUGGGGGAUCCGCCUUCCAGGACUUACCAGAGCUCCACACCCUGUCCCUGAAUGGAGCCACCGAAAUAAAAGCAUUCCCUGACCUCAAAGGAACCACCAGUCUGGAAAUUUUGACCUUGACAAGAGCUGGACUGAGCUCUCUCCCGAGGAGCCUGUGUCAGCAGCUGCCUGGACUGCGAGUGCUGGAAUUGUCACAUAACCAGAUCGAGGAAUUACCCAGUUUCCACCGCUGUCAGCGCCUUGAGGAAAUAAGCCUCCAGCACAACCAGAUCAGGGAGAUCCGAGUUACCACCUUCCUACAGCUUGCAGCCCUGCGAUCACUAGACCUAAGUUGGAACCGCAUUGAAUUCAUUCACCCCGAGGCAUUUGGGUCCCUGCGCUCUCUGGUCAAACUAGACCUGACUGACAACCAGCUGACCACCCUGCCCCUGGAGGGGCUCAGCGGGCUGACACACCUCAAGCUGAAGGGAAACCUGGCGCUGUCCGAGCCCUUCAGAGUGGAGGACCUUCCCAAGAUGAGGGUCCUGGAGAUGCCCUAUGCCUACCAGUGCUGUGUGUACGGGGCUUGUAAAACGACCUUCAAGCCCGCCAGCCAAUGGGACGCAGAGGAGACAGGAAGUGAGGACGAAGACGUGCCCAAGAGGACCAUGGGCAUGUUUCCAAGCCACACUGACAACAACUAUUACCUGGAUAUGGAUGACUUUCAGCUGGAUGCUGAUGAUUCCAAACUGCAUCCCAAUAUCCAGUGCAGCCCUUCUCCAGGUCCCUUCAAGCCAUGUGACUACCUUUUCGAUAGCUGGGUGAUUCGGCUGGGCGUGUGGGCGAUCGCACUGGUCUCCCUGAUCUGCAACAGCCUCCUGAUCGUGACGGUCUUCGCUUCCCCAAGCUACCUGUCUCCUGUCAAGUUCGUCAUCGGCUCCAUUGGGGGCGCCAACCUGCUGACUGGCCUGUGCACAGGGGCACUGGCGCUGGUGGAUGCCCUAACCUUCGGAGAGUUCUCCCGACACGGCGCUCGCUGGGAAAGCGGGCCAGGCUGCCAGGCUGGGGGCUUCCUCUCCGUCUUUGCCUCCGAGGCCUCCAUCCUCUUCCUCACGCUGGCCGCGGUGCAGUGCAGCAUCUCUGUCUCCUGCGUCCGGGCCUAUGGGAAGUCGCCCUCCUUCAGGAGCGUCAAGGCGGCUGCCCUCUGCUGUGUGGGCCUCUCUGUGGCUGUGGCUGCCCUCCCUCUCUUCUCAGUGGGGGAAUACGGGUCCUCCCCUCUCUGCCUCCCCUCCCCGCUCGCAGAGAGCCGUCCUUCCACUCUGGGCUUCAUGGUGGCACUCAUCAUGAUGAACACCCUCUGCUUCCUGGUGAUCACCGGAACCUAUAUCAAGCUUUACUGGGACCUCAUGAAAGGGGAGUUCGACAGCAUCUGGGAUUGUGCGAUGAUCAAGCACGUGGCCUGGCUCAUCUUCACCAACUGCCUCCUUUACUGCCCCGUGGCCUUCCUCACCUUCUCCUCCCUGCUCAGCCUCUUCCCCAUCAGCAACGAGGUCAUCAAGUCUGUCUCGCUGGUGCUUCUGCCUCUGCCAGCCUGCCUCAACCCCCUCCUCUACCUGCUCUUCAAUCCCCACUUCAAGGAAGACCUCCGCCUGCUCUGGAGGAGGCCUCAAUCCACACACGAGGAAUCUCCAGACUCCUUUGCAUCAGAGGAGACCGAGAAGAGCUCCUACGACUCCACCCAAGCGCUGGUGACCUUCUCCGACGUGAAGCUGGUCUUUGAGGGAGCAGUUCUCCCCAGGCUGGAGUCCUUCGGGUGCCCUCAAUCUCCCUCGGUCACCCUCAUCCCCCGUCAGCAACGGGACCCUUCUUGGCAAGAGGGCGACGCUUAUACAGCCCCGCACCCCUGCCUCACCGACGAGGAACUCUUGAUCGCUUCCCAAAGUGACGACCUGCCAAGCAGUGGUCACUCCAUCCGGUUCUAUCAACCCCCCCGUCCUUCUCAUCCCAUUUAUAAACUUUAAAACAAACACUGAAAUGGAAGAAAAAAAACGUCCCCUACCACAGGAUUUGUUCUGCGUCUCAGAAAUGGAUUAGAAAUCUGAAACGCAGUUCCCACGGUCCUCCAUGACAGGUUUGGUUCACAAGUCCCAGAAUCCUCCGAAGAUCUACUCCCACCGUUCACAAUAAUGGGUUUGGACUACAUUUCCCAUAGUUUGACUGGUCUCUGGACUACAACUCCCACAUUCCACAAUGGAGACUGUAAAUCCCUCUUCUACAGCGAAGCAACUGUUCAGAAAUGCUGAAUUUAUUGGAAGCAGGCAUGAACCUCAUUUAAUUUGAUGCAUGGUAUAUGAUAAAUAUAUAUAAUAUUCAAUAUGCAUUAGACUGCCUGCAUUCCCCGAAAUGCAGUAGGAGUAACUUAAAACGUAUGUCUAGAUUAUACAUUGGAUUUGUUGCUGAUGAACAGCCUGAAAGUUAAAAACAAUGGGCUAUAUUCCCAAACUGAUGAUUUAUUCAAUAGUUACAAAUAUUCCUGAAAACUGAAUUUAAAAAACACUAUUCCUCAUCGCAAUUCCACCUAUUCAUUCACCUGCUGUUACCAAAACCCCUCCCUGACUUUUAGAACAUUCUCAGGUGACUGCAAAUCUCAUUGAAGCAAUUCCACAACUAUACAACUGCUGAGGACUGCCAUCUAGUGGCAGCAGACACUUACUGCCUCCUUUCAAUCCAUCAAUUACCCAAAGCUAUUUCACUGCCCAAAGAACACCUACAUUUUUUCUAAAUGGCACGUUGCUGCUGUUUCCAAAAUUGCUUUUGUCAAAACAGAGAGGGACGUCUAACUUGCAUAAUGUAGGUGUUCUGCAAAGGCUAGUUUUAUUAAUAACUAGCGUUAUUAUCAAUUUCAUUGCAGCUUUUUUUUAUGACAUCAGAACAAAAAGAGGUUCAGCAUUUUUUUAAAUAGGUUUUGUAAAGGUUUCAGUUUUUUUCUUUUUUUUUUUAAAGUAGGCUAGCUGCUGCACAGUGUAACUACCUCCGAUCUAGCAUGCUAUAAUUCAAGUACCCCCUUCUUUUUAGAUGAAAAAGAACAAAACAAAACAAAAAGCUCUUGUACAAAAUAUAUUAGAAACUAUUUUGGAUGUAUAUAUUUUCAGUACUUCUGUAAACAUUUCACUUUAAAAAAAAAAAUAAUAAAUUCAAUACAAAAUGAUUAGUUUCAUAUAAAAGACUUGGGUUUGAUUCUUUUUGUUUCCCAGUGCACUUUCAGAAGACCUGCACAGACAGACAGACACACGGACAGACAGCUCACACUUAACAAGUCCACAGGUUGUAGUUCUCUUGAAGCAGCUAGAAGGCAUAUUAAAGUGUUUAAGAGGCCCUCGCAUGUGUGUUUAAUUGCAGCUCCACCGCUGUGUCGUUUAGAUGAAUCACCGGCUGAUUCAGAAGACAGUGCAAAACGUUCCUCUCGUCAGGAGACGGCUGGAGCAGACUGGCUGUCCAGCAGUGGUUGCAAACAGCAGCUUUGGAGCUGGACUCCCAGGCUUCCCAGGCUCCCCCGGCUUCUCUUACCUCCUAUCUGGACUCCCGGGCUCCCCCAGGCUUCUCUUACCCCCUAUCUGGACUCCCGGGCUCCCCCCGGCUUCUCUUACCCCCCUAUCUGGACUCCCGGGCUCCCCCCGGCUUCCUAACCCCUAUCUGGACUCAUACAACCUUAUAAAAUAGGAACACUUCGGAUUUCUAUUAAAUACUGUUUUGCAAAAAAAAAAAAAAAGAAUAACCCAAGCUUUAGCAUUGCACACCUUUUUCUUUAUGGUCCAAAAAACUUAAGUACAUUCGGUAUUGGAUGAAAAAACAAACAUUACUGCCACAAUGUAUGCAAUAACAAUUCUAAUAAACACAGGGAUUUUAAAACAUAGAAUUUGGAACAUCCGAAAGUCUGUGGAUUCUGUUUAGCAAUGAAGAAGCGUGCAUGGAAUGG